AUGGCCCCAAUAGCUGUCUCAGAGGACACCAAUUUCAAUGGCCACACCAACGGCUCUACUCUCAAAGCGACAGCACCUUCAUUCCACCCUACCAGCAAAACAGAACCGUCGAAAUACCAUGCCUCCUCUUCAGACGAAGCUAUCCAUGUCGAACACACUUAUGCCGCCCACAACUACCACCCUCUGCCAAUAGUGUUCGCUCGUGCUUCAGGCACCACAGUCUGGGAUCCAGAGGGUCGUCAGUACCUCGACUUUCUGUCCGCCUACUCAGCUGUCAAUCAAGGGCAUUGCCAUCCCGAGCUCGUAAAGGCAUUGACAGAGCAAGCAUCCACACUGACACUGAGCUCGAGAGCUUUCUACAAUGAUGUGUUCCCGCGAUUUGCUGAAUUUGUUACCAAAUUCUUUGGGUUCGACAGGGUCCUACCCAUGAACACUGGCGCAGAAGCAGUGGAGACAGCAAUCAAGAUAUCAAGAAAAUGGGGCUACAAGGUCAAGGGUAUCCCAGAAAACGAGGCUGUUGUCUUGGGCGUGGCAGACAACUUUCACGGUCGGACGUUCGCCGCCAUUACCAUGUCAACAGAUUCGGAAUCACGGGAUAACUAUGGCCCUUUCGUACCAAACAUAGGAUGUUAUUGUCCCGUUACCAAGCAGCCAAUCCCUUUCAACGAUGUAGAGGCAGUUCGGACAGCCUUCAAAGCACACGGCCAUAACAUUGCUGGGUUUCUCGUGGAGCCCAUCCAGGGGGAAGCCGGUAUUGUGGUUCCGGAUGACAACUAUUUAGCAGAGAUCAGGAAGUUGUGCGAUGAACACAACGUCCUCAUGAUAUGUGACGAGAUUCAGACCGGUAUUGCACGAACGGGGAAGCUACUCUGCCACGAAUGGGCAGGCAUCAAGCCGGACAUGGUACUGCUGGGCAAAGCAAUCUCUGGAGGGAUGUAUCCUGUAUCCUGUGUUCUCGGCCGUAACGAUGUCAUGCUCACCGUUGAGCCCGGGACGCACGGCUCGACAUAUGGAGGUAAUCCACUCGGCUGCGCCGUUGCCAUCCGAGCACUCGAAAUUGUACGAGACGAGAACAUGGUUGAACGCGCACAAACACUAGGACAGAAAUUCAGAGAUGGAUUGAAAUCGUUGAAAAGUCCGAUGAUCAAGACCAUCCGUGGCAAAGGACUGCUCAACGCGAUUGUCAUUGACGAAACACAAACAGGAGGUCACAGUGCAUGGGAUCUGUGCAUGUUGAUGAAGCAAAAGGGUCUUUUGGUUGGUCGAGCCCUGAAAAUUGCUCAUUUGAGGGACUCUGAAGAACAAGUUGCUGACGGAGCGAAGGCCAAACCAACUCAUACGAACAUCAUCCGAUUGGCACCACCGUUGGUGAUCACGGAAGAGGAGAUCAAGCAAGCCCUUAACAUUAUGAAGGAGUCCAUUGAGGAACUCCCAACGCUCAAAGGCGAGAAGGAAGAUAAAAUCAUCCCACCGGAAGAGAAGAACGUGCGCAUUCAAGUGGACAAUUAG
This is a messenger RNA of Endocarpon pusillum Z07020, 1509 nucleotides long. RefSeq names its product Ornithine aminotransferase. Gene Ontology annotation, cellular component: cytoplasm. Bases 1 to 1509 code for a protein of 502 amino acids. Lineage: Eukaryota; Fungi; Ascomycota; Eurotiomycetes; Verrucariales; Verrucariaceae. The record is from RefSeq and is a predicted model, not a curated record. Gene Ontology annotation, molecular function: L-ornithine transaminase activity; pyridoxal phosphate binding; identical protein binding. The transcript has 2 exons.